Aaosphaeria arxii CBS 175.79 is the source of this 510-nucleotide messenger RNA. RefSeq names its product NADH:ubiquinone oxidoreductase complex I intermediate-associated protein 30. Lineage: Eukaryota; Fungi; Ascomycota; Dothideomycetes; Pleosporales. The record is from RefSeq and is a predicted model, not a curated record. The transcript has 3 exons. Bases 1 to 510 code for a protein of 169 amino acids. Gene Ontology annotation, biological process: NADH dehydrogenase complex assembly.
AUGCAUCAAAAAGGGCAUACUACGCUGUUCGGUGGAGACAAGGGUUGGCAUGCUGCAGACUGGACUGCAAGCGAUGAUCGCGUUCGAGGAGGAAAGUCUCAGUCAUACCUUGACACAACCUCAUCAACCGCCCGAUUCUACGGCAACCUCGACAUCAAAACGCUCGGAGGGGCCGGCUUCGCUAGCCAGCGCACCUCUACCGACGACACCACCUGGGACCUGUCAGCGUAUGACGGCAUCCGACUCGACCUCGGAAAAGCAGACGGAAAGCGAUAUACGUUUAUCCUGAAAGAUGAACUACUUCCGCGGAAUCCUGACAACGGUCGCGAACAGUCGACUGUGUCUUAUGAGUAUGACUUUGAACUGGAUGAGAGCGCGCUGACGGAUGAUUCGCUCGUCUUCAUUACGUGGGAUAAACUUACUCCGACGUAUAGAGGUAAGGAGAAGAAAGAUGCUAAGAAAUUGAAUACGAAGAGUGUGAAGAGGUUCAGCAUCAUGAUGAGGAGGUAA